Messenger RNA from Eucalyptus grandis, 1365 nucleotides. RefSeq names its product alanine and glycine-rich protein. Gene Ontology annotation, molecular function: protein binding. The transcript is spliced from 3 exons. The record is from RefSeq and is a predicted model, not a curated record. Bases 94 to 963 code for a protein of 289 amino acids. Lineage: Eukaryota; Viridiplantae; Streptophyta; Magnoliopsida; Myrtales; Myrtaceae.
ACUCUGCACUUCCCACCCAAAAUCUCAUCUCGGUCAAAAAGCUCUCUCCAGAAGAUCAUCACCGCACUGCAAAAGUAGAGAUAAACGAAAGCCAUGGAAGCCGUGCUGAUAAGGACCGGCUCCAUCACGUCGCCGGCGGCGGCCGCGAUGCUCACGAGCUCCCCGUCCCUCGCCCUGCUCCGGCAGGACUCGCUCGCCGCCGGUGGGAAGUUCUCCGCCGACAGGCUCGCCCCGGGCUCGCCGAGGCUCUCGCUCCAUCUGGGGAUGAACCGCCGGAGCGGAUCCCAAGCGGGGAGCCGGAUCCGGCGCGCCCUGUCCGAGAGCGACGUGAUCGCGCCGCUGAGGAGGCUGAGCGGCGCCGGGUCUCUUUCCUCGUCGGCGAGGAUCCCGGAGGAGGAAUGCGGAUCGCCGGCGCUCGGAGGAUGCGCCGACGGCGUGGGGCGCUCCGGGGCGUGGCCGGGGAUCGGGAUCCCGCUGGAGGAGCUGGGGGUCUUUGGCGGCGGGAUCGGAGGCGGAAGCGACUUCGGCGGUGACGGCUCCGAUCGCUUCGGCAGCAACGGCGGCUAUGGCGGUGGGUAUGGCGACCGGCGGAGCAUCGGCGAUCACUACCAGGAGAUGCUGAAGUCGAGCCCCGGGGAUUCUCUGUUGCUGAGGAACUACGGCAAGUACUUGCACGAGGUGGAGGGAGACGCAGCGAGAGCGGAGGAGUACUACGGGAGAGCGAUUCUCGCGAGUCCCGGUGACGGAGAAGUGCUGUCGCUGUACGGGAAGCUGAUCUGGGAGACGCAGGGAGACGAGGGCAGAGCCAAAUCUUACUUCGACCAAGCCGUUCUCGCGUCACCGGACGACAGCACGGUGCUGGGGUCGUACGCGCGAUUCUUGUGGGAAUCGGAGGAGGAGGAAGAUGACGACGAUGGUGCGGAGGAAGCCGCGAAGUUGCCGGCGAUGGUGGCCGCUUUUUAGCGCGAAUCCCCGAGCCGGACGACCGACCGGAUUUUGAAAAAAGACCGAGCUGGAUUCAACGUCGACUGCAGAGCAAGAAUAUGUUUCUUGGAUGGUAACCCGAGUUUUUUGCGGAAUUUAAUCUUCCAUAAUAAAGAUAAUCUGACAAGAAUAAAACCAAAGCAGAGCCUGAGUAAUAAAGGUCUGGUGGCGAUCAUGAUCUGUAUAUUGUAAUGACUAUGAUCUCCGGUUUGCAGCCUGUACGGCAAAAAACGCUAAUCCCUGUCGUCGUCGUCGUCUGUGGUUUGUGCCUUAUCUGAUGGCGGUUUCGUGUUCUCAAAUGUAAAUUUCGAACUGAUAAUAUAGCUUGUUUGGAUUUAAUCAUGAUGGUACGAAUUGAAAAGGGCUUUUUGCUCGGUUGCC